UUGGAAUUAGGCGGUUGCCUAGCAAACAGACCAGAGAGCGGCAAAGUGGCGCUUUUUGUUGUAGUGAGAUAAUGAUCAAAUUAUUGAGCACGAAAAGGAAUUUGGACGGGUAAAUUGAAAGAUAUUUAUGAACUUUGAUAUUUUGUAUCAUGUUGGCGCGUAGUUCUCCUUCUAUACAGCAACCCGCUAGAAGAAAGUCAACAAAGAUCAUUGUAGUUUUUACCACCACCAAGGACCUAUCAGAGCAAUGAACAAGACGGGUCAUUCGAACUACAUUUCCCUGGAAGGCCUCGGUUCAGCCGUUUGACAAGCGAUAGACGCUUCUUGUCUUUCACACUACAGUCUGCAGCUACUAGAGUUGUUAGCUAAAGCACCGUGUAGUCUGUGGCAUUAGGAUGGGUGUAUCAGAUUUACAGUCUGAUAAACACGCUGGUAAGUGACUCGGUUGCUGUUCGGGUCAAACAGACAGCGAGGGUUUAUGCUUUUAUCGGUGGUAGUUUGUUAAUUACUAGCUAACUUAGCAUGCAUCAUUACCACAGGGUACCACUGCUAGCUUGUUUUACUAAUAUAAAGGGUAUCACUGGAGUCAGAUCCUAAUAUUCAUAGUUUUCCCAACAAGCGGUUUCUUUCAGUCCUUCUCGUUUCUCACUGUAUGACUAGUCUUCGCCUUGCCUCUCUCCUCCUCUCUCGUCUGUGAGGGUUUAAGGUAGUAAAACAAUAUGUAGAAAUAUGUAUUAAGGAAUUGGGAAAGAGCAAUUUAACUGAGUCGGUGUUGCAGAGGCCAAAAUAUUCCAACUAAUCUUAAAGUCCUCUGUUAAAUCUAGCCUUAGUGAUUAGUAAAAUGACAGCUGUGUGUUGCAGUUGGUUUGAUCUCCACUUUCUUUGCACCUAUAGGUCCUGUGAUGGAUCUCUCAGCCAUGGGUAUGCAAAAGCUGGAUCCUAAUUUCAUGUGCUCCGAGGACACUCACACCCUCAUCCUGGAUCGCAACCAUAUAAUGAAACUGGACCAUCUGGAACGGAGCCCAGGUCUUAAGCAGGUAGUGAAAUAAAUCCAAAACAUUGUUCCUUCUAAUCCAUUUAUAUACUGAAUGACUUACAUAAUGACUUUUCUUUUUUUUUGUGCCUUUUUUAAUUUUCUCUGUAGCUUUCUGUUGCAAGUAAUCGUCUGGUGAGAAUGAUGGGCGUGUCUCGGCUGACAGAAUUGAAAGUCCUCAAUCUUCCCAAUAACAGUAUUGGAUACAUCGAAGGGCUAAGAGACCUUCCUCACCUUGAGUGGCUCAACCUAUCUGGGAACAAUAUAAAGGUAAUUCUGCCACACAUAAUUUGAAAAUGAACAAAUAUAAUAUAAACGUGUAAAAAGUGGUGAAGUUGAUUCAUAUGUUGCAUGCUUUUAACUCAGGUCAUUGAGCAGCUCAACAACUGUGUUUCCCUUCAACACCUGGAUUUGUCUGAUAAUAACAUAUCAACUAUCGGUGAUCUCACUAAACUAGUGGCGUUAAAGGUAUGUUUUUUUCAUGUCUGGGGUAAAGCAUCACAGACAGAUUGUACAAUAAAGGUGCUGGAUGUCUGUCAAUUUUUUUUAAUUUCUGUCAAUUUUGCAGACACUUUUACUUCAUGGAAACAGCAUCACAACACUCCGUACUGUUCCUGCUCACCUACCUGCUCAUUUAUCCAUCCUCUCUCUGGCAGAGAAUGAAAUUAGGGAUCUUAAUGAAGUAAUUAUUUCUCUCUCUUACUCAGUAAAGCAUCUCUAAUGUUCAUUUAAAUGACAUAGAGGAUGAUGAUUAUUGACAGAUGUUAUCCUGCUUACUCCUUAGGUGUCUUACCUUGCGCCCCUCCAUGACCUGGAGCAGCUGUCCAUCAUGAGCAACCCGUGUGUUAUGUCAACCCCCUCAUUGCCAGGUUUUGAUUAUCGGCCUUAUAUCAUGAGUUGGUGCCUCAGUCUAAAGGUUCUGGAUGGCUAUGUAGUGUCACAGAAAGAAGGGUAUGUUUAAUCCUAAGCGUUUAAGAUUAAUUAAAGUGAAUUACCAGGGUGCUGAAUCGUCUAAUGUUUUGUCAUCACUUCAGUCUCAAAGCAGAGUGGCUUUACAGUCAAGGAAAAGGACGAUCCUACCGACCAGGUCAGCAUGUGCAGCUCGUUCAGUAUCUGGCCACUGUUUGCCCUCUGACGUCAUCACCAGCCCUCGAGACAGCAGAGGACGCCAAAUUGGAGAAGAUCCUCAGUAAGCAGAGGUACAAGCAUGAAGUAGCAGUGCUGCAGAUAAUGGAGCUGCUAUAUAAUCCAAAGCUACUGUAUGUUUUCUUUGCCAAAGAUUGUUCUCAAUGGAAAAAGGUUUUUUUUUUGUGUGUGUGUGUGAAUAUGCUUUGAUGGACAUCUUGUCUCCAAGGUUUCACCAAAGGCAGCUGUUGGAAGAAACAAGAGGAGGGUGUCCCAGCCCACCCCGCCCCACUCAGCUGGAUGUGGAGAGGCACAGUCCCUCUCAUGAAGGACCACAGGGUGGAGCCAGAGAGCCUAAGAGAAUCAGUUCACCUGCACCAGCUGCUGCGCCAUCAUCACGGGAAACAGGUAAGAAGGCUGCUUUGACACUCUACGGGACAGUUUUGUUGAUCUUUUAUCAUCUUAACUAUUUGGAUUGUUCUCUUUUGUACAGAGCCAGUUGUACAAUUUAACACCUGGGUCAGCUGUGAUUCAUCCCAGCCACCAUUGCCAGUAUUUCGUAGCCUAAGGCUUGGAGAAGAGCAUAUGUAUUUGGAGGAUGUGCUGACAGAUGAGGAUAAGAUAAACAGCAGCAUGCUUUCCUCAGAGUCCACCUUCCUUCCUGUCACGUCUGAUCUGGAUCCACCAAUGACCCACUCUGACAGUGAGGAUGAGACAGAGACAUUUGAACCGGAUUCACUGGCUCCUAAGAGGCCAGCACAACCCAAGAAGCACAACACUAAUAAAACACAUCAGUCACCAGUUAACAAGCAUGAGAGGUGUCCUGAAGAAGAAGUUCUUUCUUGUGCAGCUGAAACAGCUGGAACACCGGCACUUGGAGUAAGCACACUGCAAAGUGCUCAGAAAACAUCCUCUGACCAAAGUGAAGUUGAGAUAAAAGAAGCCACAAAACAGGAGGAACUUUGUACAGGUGCAAGUCAUUCAUCUACAAUGAAGGCAGACCAGGCAGCGGUUAAAAUACAGUCGUGGUGGAGGGGACAGCACACUCGCUGUUGUCACCCCAUGGCCAAAGAAGUGCGCAGUGAAAUCCGCCUACGCAGGAUGCAAGAACACAUCCUCUUCUUGUCUGAAAAAUUGGACAGGUACCUCAAUGACUUUCUGCUUUCCUCGUGAUGUAGUUUCCGUUCUGCUUUAUGACGGGUUGCACUUUGACAGAUGCUGUGGUCUUCUUUUAAAGAUAUAAAUAUGAGUAUAAACACCAAAAUGUACACAGAUUCAGAUACUGCAAUAAUGAAGAACAUGUCUGUGUACAGGGUGCAGCAGCAUUAUGAAGAGGAGCGCUUACAGAGGCUGGUCCAAGAGGAAGCUGUUAAGUUUCUGUGGAAACAGGUCAGUUCUCCCUGGUUCAAUGACUUGUUGGAUAAAAUGUUGCUCUUUAGGGGACUUUAGCACUUUUAGGGGACUAUUCUCCUUCAGUUUGAAUCCUACAACACAACAAUGUACUUUUAGUGAAAUUUAUGAUAAGUUUAACUUACGCAACGAUGUUGGCAGUUUUAGCCACAUUUACACUGAUUGAAGGGGUGAAUUCUUAAGUUAACAGCAAUAUUUACUGUUCAAGGUGUUGCUGAGUCCCAUGGGAAUUGUAGUACUUUGACAUGUUUUUGGUAAUAAACUGAAAUAAAUGGAAACUCAGCAAACAGCCCCAAGGCCAGAGGGACAAGAAAAAAAAGCUAAUGUUUGUGAUACCACAACAUUUGAAAAUUGUAAAAACUUUAAGACAAGGUUGAGUGGUUGGCUUUAAAAAAAGACAGACACGAUAAAGCUGCAGAUGGCUUUCAUGAGAUGAGAUAACUCAAAUGUCUCAUUAAUUCUGCCUCAGUAUGACACCUUGUUUGUGCUCCUUCUGUAGCUCCAGUCUAUGCAGCAAUGGAAGCAGUCUGUGGAGCAGCAGAUGGCUACCAUAACUCAGGCUGUCACUCCAGCUCUGAUCUCAGCUCCUACACUUUGUGAGACUGCCCCACCUCUUGUGUCCAGCACAAAGAACCCUCCCAGCACAGAGGUCUCCUUCCCAGACUCAGGCUUCCCAUCCACAGGUGAUCAGCGGGCGACACAGGAGGACAGUUUCUUGAGCAGUGGGACAACAGACUCUUUGAAAACAGUUCGAGCACUAAGUCCUGUUCCUAGUGGUUUUGCUGUGGACAGUGCAGACUGCAGCCUAUUGGAGCAGUACCUCUCCUCUGUACAGCAGAGGGAGCAGGAGGCAGAGGAAUCAGUCAGUGAUAGAACAGAAACACCACAGCCCUCCUCACCGGUAUCGCCAAACAAAGAAGCACAGGACAAGUCCUCCCUGGAGAAGGCAGACAACCAUUCAGAGGAGCAGAGCAGGGAGGAGAGCACUUCUGGCCCUGCCUGAGAGUGCACCGCUUAUGGGCACUUGUACAAAGCUACUUAUUGUGUGUAAAUGGGGCACUAUCUGGAGGAUCAGAUGCAUUGGUCCCCGUGUAGACUUGUAAUGUCUGACAGCUGCUAUUGUCUCAUUACUGGCCCGAAUCUCAAAUGACAGUGCACAUACUCUCCUUUGUUAUUUAAGAUUAAACAAAAGGCAGACAUGGAAGUAAUAUGUUCCUGUGAAUGUAAUUCAAGUGCUUUUCAAAACUUGGAUCUGUUGUCUUAGUCAGUGGACAGUUUUCCCCAUUUGUAAGGGUAAUGAUCGUCAUGUAGCUUUGGAGGACAUUUGGAACUUCAGUGAGUGGGUUGAUAUGUUUACUGAUUGAAAAACCUGGCACAGUAAUAUGUAUUCCCUCUAUCAAUAUCCAUCGCAUAUAUUACAAGAUACAAGGUAAAAUAAAUCAUACAAGAGAUUAGUGUGUAAUUCAAACCCCUAAAAAUACAAGACAGACAAUAAGUAGUAUAUCUAUAACCACAUACUGAAUAAUAACUGUUUUUAUAAACUUGAGAUACAUUACCUGAAAAUGUCGUAGCACCAUCUUAAAAAUGUCAAUAAACUCAACUGUUUUCCACUUA
Xyrichtys novacula (pearly razorfish) is the source of this 5182-nucleotide messenger RNA. The record is from the annotation of a GenBank genome assembly. Lineage: Eukaryota; Metazoa; Chordata; Actinopteri; Labriformes; Labridae.